CGUAGACCAAGACACUUAAGUUAAUCAGACGCACACGGGAUACUUUAAGUGUACCUACAUUUUUUAUUUUUGAAAGGGUGCUUUUGAUAUUGACUUUAUCAUUUUCACUAGUCUAUUCAGCGCGGUGAAAUACACUUUAAAGAAUUUUUACUUCUGAGAAGCAACUCAAAGUGACCAUGACAGAGACGACAGCUCCAGCUAAAGCCAAGAAGGCAGCCAAACCCAAGAAAGCUGCCUCUCAUCCCAAAUAUUCGGAUAUGAUUAAAGCUGCCAUUGUGGACGAUGCCAGCCGGAGCGGAGCGUCCCGUCAGUCCAUCCAGAAGUAUAUCAGGAAGAACUACAAAGUGGGGGACAAUGCUGAUGUGCAGAUUAAACUUGCCCUAAAGAGGUUAGUCGCGUCCGGGAUGCUCAAACACACCAAAGGCAUCGGAGCAUCUGGAUCCUUCAAGCUCUCCAAACCUGAGGACUCCAAAAAGCCAAGCAAACCAGCUGCAGCCAAGCCAAAGAAGGCACCGAAGCCCCCUAAAGCCAAGAAGGCAGUGGCUAAGCCCAAAAAAGUGGUUAAGACUCCAGAGAAGUCCAAAAAAGCACCAGCAAAGAAGGCGAAAAAGGUCGUGAAAAAGGCAACACCCGCAAAACCCAAAAAAGCACCAGCAAAGAAGCCCAAAGCAGCUAAGCCCAAGGCGAAACCCGUGAAAAAGGCAGCAAAGCCCAAGGCAAAGUCUCCCAAAAAGGCAGCCAAGACUGCCAAGAAGAAGUGAAGGACUGUGUCAGAGACAUGUAAAUAAUACGGACGUGUUUUUUUGUAUGUGCAUUAUUUUUGUAAAGUUUCAUGCAAAUUGAAAUCUGUUUUACAUCUUCACCAUUGCACUAUAGCAUAUGCUGUAGAAUUUUCUUUAACUCUGACUUCACUGUUAAUGCUGAUUCAGAAUUUUCUGAUAAGUUUUCUUGUACAUAGUUCUAAUAAAAUGUUUAAUUUUGUGAGCAUUGUUGAGCCCUCGUGCAGCAUAUUGACAGUGGACAACAAGUGUCAUUGUAAAUGCCCUCAUGUCUGAAGACUCGACAUCACUGUGUUCAGUCACUUUUAAGACUGUUAAUAUUCAAAUAAAACUGUCGUCUUAUAGAA
Molecule: messenger RNA, 1126 nt
Organism: Boleophthalmus pectinirostris (great blue-spotted mudskipper)
Lineage: Eukaryota; Metazoa; Chordata; Actinopteri; Gobiiformes; Gobiidae
Product: histone H1.0
Exons: 1
Coding region: 177-761 (194 amino acids)
Biological process (GO): chromosome condensation; negative regulation of DNA recombination; nucleosome assembly
Cellular component (GO): nucleosome; nucleus
Molecular function (GO): double-stranded DNA binding; structural constituent of chromatin; nucleosomal DNA binding
Source: RefSeq, a predicted model, not a curated record